Molecule: messenger RNA, 906 nt
Organism: Prorocentrum cordatum
Lineage: Eukaryota; Dinophyceae; Prorocentrales; Prorocentraceae
Source: the annotation of a GenBank genome assembly
AUGCAGCUGUACGGCUCGCUGUCCCUCGACAUGACCCAGCCAGAGGUGGCUCAACCCUGGAAGCAGGACUGGGCAUCAUACUACGUCAAUGCGAAAUCAGACGUUGAUUUUGUGGUUGAAAUGAGGCCAGGGGUGUCCGCGGCGGACAUCGCGCAGCGGCUAACGCAGAAGGGAAACUGGCGCCUGAUAAGCAAAGUUGAGGUCCACAAGUUCGCUUCCACUCAGCUCACACUGCUGGGGAGCUUCCCUGAGGACAAGAGCAAGCCAGCGGGCGAGGAUCGCAGCGACAUCUCGGGCUCCAACUCCGAGGUGUACCUAGAUGUCACGUGCAUCGAGAACGAGGUUCAUUUCGACCGGUUUAAAGCGAGGCAGGAGGCCUUCAGGACCGCGUUCUCGGAGGUGCGGCGGCUAUUCGAGGCCAAGUUCGGCAUUGACGGUGCGCUCGCGUUCGACGUUUACGUCCAUCUUCUGAAGGCGUUCGCUGCGAAGGUGCCUGGGAACAACCUGACCGGCUUCCAGGCGACAUGCAUCGGCUUGUUUGUAUUGCAGAUCGGAUUUUUUAGAUUGAAGGUGAGCCAGUCGAUCGCGCUCUCCAUGUUCGAGGGAUUCCUGCGGUUCUGCAAGACGUUCUACGGGGACCCUUUGAACUCGGCGGGAUGGCCUAUGCCUGGGCCCUCGUACCGCCAGUGCGCCAUCGACCUCUCGCAGGGGGGAAGGUUCAUGCCCCGCCUGAGCGAGAACUGGAGGAGCGAGCUCUACUUCUUGAGUACAGAGGGCGAGAUGGACGUGCGUGGAGACGAGCGCGUGAACGUAACGCACUCUUUGGAUCCGCGGGUGGUGGCGGAGGAAGCCCAGAGCCUGCUGAACAGGGCCUUUGCGGGGCACCAGUUCGACGUCUGGCUCUAG